Messenger RNA from Mytilus californianus (California mussel), 973 nucleotides. RefSeq names its product WSC domain-containing protein 2-like. The coding region runs from base 64 to 708 and encodes 214 amino acids. The transcript has 6 exons. The record is from RefSeq and is a predicted model, not a curated record. Lineage: Eukaryota; Metazoa; Mollusca; Bivalvia; Mytilida; Mytilidae.
AUAGUUCUCGAGGGAUUUAGGAAUGUGACCAUUUUUGCAUUUUCAUGGAGAUAUAAAUGUAUCAUGCAUAGACUAAUUGAAGUAGUGUGUUUGAUAUUUCAAUUUGUACAAGUUGAAUUGCAGUGUUCAUACUCUGCUCUAGGCCAUGCAGAUUACAUAGGCUGUUUUGUAGAUUCCGAUCCUAUCAGAAAGUUUCCUUAUGUAUAUGGAAGCACACAUUUUUUAAGCUUGACCAUAGACUUCUGUAUACUUGGAUGUACAGAUGAUGGGUUUAAAUAUGCCGGAUUGCAGUCGCGACAAUGGUGCCAUUGUGGUAAUGACCCAUACUUGGAUCUUGUAAGCCAUCCAAAUGUCAGCGAUGCACAAUGUAAUACACCGUGUUAUGGGAAUUGGACACAAAUGUGUGGUGCAGAUUGGAGACUCUCUAUUUAUCGUAUAAGAGAAGUCAUAAGUGUUCCAACUUUUCAGCAGUAUGGAACAGCAUUCUACGGUAGAGCCAUUUCAACUCAGCCAUUGAAAUCAGAAGUUAUACACAGUAAUGGUUUGAAAGCGAAAGUUGACUGUGCAAAGGCCUGUGGAGAAAUCAUUGACUGUAAAGUGUUUUCUAUUUCCUCGCAGACUAAACUUUAUCACCUGUUUGAAAAGACUAUAAAGCUUUGUGAUGCCAAUAUAACGGAUCCAAAUACUUCAGUCCAUCUCCUUUUAUGAACAGUUUGUGAUUAUCUUAACUAUUAUUUAGCUAUCUUCCCAGUUUAAAAACACAUUUCAUAAUAAUGUAUAAUACACUAGAUGCCUCUAUCAUUUCGAGGUCAAGUCAUCUUAUUUGUUAUUUCACUGUGCAAUUUUUGAUUUACUUUUCCGACGUAUACAUGGAAAGAAAGGCAAUGGAGAUUAUUUUGUACAUUAGAACCCUUAUUUAGAUAUGAUAGUAGCAAUACUAGCAAAAGUUUGUUUUCAUGUUCAUUAUCUUAAA